This is a messenger RNA of Ostrea edulis (European flat oyster), 5327 nucleotides long. RefSeq names its product actin-binding protein WASF2-like. Gene Ontology annotation, molecular function: actin binding; protein kinase A regulatory subunit binding; Arp2/3 complex binding. The transcript is spliced from 6 exons. Lineage: Eukaryota; Metazoa; Mollusca; Bivalvia; Ostreida; Ostreidae. Bases 295 to 1890 code for a protein of 531 amino acids. Gene Ontology annotation, biological process: positive regulation of Arp2/3 complex-mediated actin nucleation; actin cytoskeleton organization. The record is from RefSeq and is a predicted model, not a curated record. Gene Ontology annotation, cellular component: cytoskeleton.
UGAAACAGGAAGUGGGCAGUGUGUGUACAUGUAUUUACAAGUAAACAAGCGAUGACGGUUAAGUCAAGUUUACCGGGACAGCUGAUUUUAAUUGAAGCACUAGGAAACGGAUGAUUUCUCAUACACACUUCUUCGUAACAUGUUGUGUUUAAUGUGAAGGCUAUGUUAAGUGCAUAAUUCUUCACGGAUUAGAAGCUGAUGAUUGUUGUACAAAUUAUUUACAGAUUUUCACUUGUAGGCAGAUUUACAAAUGGAGCAUAGUAACUGAGAUAGAGUUGAAUAGCAGACCAAACCAUGCCAUUCAUACAGAGAUGUUUGGAACCCAUCAACGUCAGUCGGGUAGAGGUAGAGAAGGGCAUUAAGAAUGAGUUAGAAUGCGUGACCAAUCACACGCUGGGUAACAUCAUUCUGCAGCUUAGCAGUCUCAGCAAGCAUGCCGAGGACAUGUUCACCGAGCUGUCACAGGAAGUGGUGACGUUUACCAACCGCACACGGCAGCUCCAGGGUCGGAUCGACCACCUUCAGGAGAAGGUUACCAGGCUGGACGCGGCUGGAGAACUUGUUUCCAUUCUCGACAUACAACAGAAGAAACCGUACAAGAGUUCUUCUCAACACGACCAACAAGUGGUUUCUAGAUCUACAAUACCUAGAUGUAUCCUGAAGGCUUACAGUCAGGGGGAUGCGACUCCUGCUCUGGAUAAACUCAAUCCCUACAGAGAGGAUGGAAGAGACAGUGUCAAGUUUUACACAGAUCCGGGUUAUUUCUUUGAACUGUGGUUCCAGGACAUCCAGAAAGACAUAGAGAAUAGGAAAACAGAAUUAAAGGCCAAGAGGAAAAAGAGACCGCAGAAAGCAAGUGAGAAAAAGAAAGUACCUCGAAAGGUAGAAACAAGAGCGGAGAGAUUUAAGGAUAUGAAACAUGGAGUAGAGCUAUCGGACUAUGCUGAUCCUGCCAAACUAAAAAUACAGAACAACCAACCACGGCCUGAAAGCUUGGAAGUGAAUACAAGACAUCAGGACAAUAUCUACAAUGACCAAAGGGGCUCUAGGCCUCCCAAUGGGCCCCAUUAUUCUCAGGAUGUGUCACGACAGUCAAACAUAAACAUUGAGAACAACAAUUAUAUUACGCAGACCGGUAACCACCAGUCACAGCAUGUUCAGAACCAGUUAUCUCCAAAGCAGGGUCGACUAUCUAACAUGUCACAUAGAGGCUCCUCGGGAAGCAUUGGUGCCACAAGGCCAAGUCAACCCCCGCCUGCUCCCCCUCCUUUCCUUGGUAAUGCCGCACACCAGAGCCCAGCAAGGGACAGUCUACCGCCUCCUCCACCUCCACCCCCAGCGGAAAACAAUGAUCCAAGACGGUAUCAGCCUAAUCCGGAGAUAACACGAAUACCUUCUACACACAGACCGUCUCCUUCGAGGCAAGAAGUAGACUUGCUGCCCCCACCUCCCCCACCUCCUCUGAGCCCAGAGCAAAAUCUUCCUCCUCCCCCACCCCCACCACCGAUAAAUUCAGAAGUUGCACCCCCUCCACCCCCGCCACCGCCGCCACCACCUAUGCCUUUGACUAAUGGUGUAGAUGAUGAGAGUUCUUCCAAUGGCUCUGGGUCUAUAAAGAUGGAGCUUACUACUUCCCCCAAACUGAAACCGACACCCAAGCAACCAGCCAUGUUGGAUGACAGAAGUAACUUAUUGGCACAGAUUCGAAUGGGAACUCAUAAAGAAAAAUUACGCAAGGUGGAAGAGCGGGAACAAGAAAGAUCGAACAAAUCGGCACCGGGUAGUAACUUUGAUGUUCAUUCCAUCAUGAACAGAGCAUUUGAAAUGCGCCGCAAAGUGAUAGAAGAAAGCGAGGAAGAAGACGGCUCCUCUGAUGACGAAUGGGAUUGAUCAGCAUUAAUUAAUUAAUUAACGAUACAUUGUAUAUACCAUUGGCAAUGACUCUUGUUGAUUAUGUAUCCAUAGCAACAAGGUUUUUGCAUAAUUUGAUUAAAUCCUUCUUCAAUGAAACCAUAGAUGGAGUUGCCAGAUGUGCACAUGGCAAGAAAGAAUGCAGUGUGUCAGAGAUUCAGUUAGUGCUGAUGUAUUUACCUAUAAUUACAGACUACUAUCAAAGCAUUGGUAUAGACUCAAGUUAUACAUGUAUGAAAUUUGUAUUCCAAGACACCCUGAAAUGAAUCAAAGGUGAUUGCUUAAUCGUGGCAUAGAGAACUUUUUUUUUCCCAUCCUCUCAUAAUGUACAUGUGUAUCGCUUCAUUCCAGAUUCGUGAAUAUCCUGACAUUGAUUAUACAGAAUAUAACGCGUGAAAUUGAACGUCGUGUACGUGGUUCAGCCAAACUAUCUAUAGACAUCCUGAUACAUCUACUUAUACUGUGUAAUCCCAUGUAGUAUCAAUCAGAUUUGUGAAUUAUCUUGAAUGUGAAUAGUUUUAAUUUUACUGCAUAAUAUAAGGAUGUGAUAAGACCAUACUAACAUGCCUCCGUUAAGAGCAUUUGAUACCUUUUAAGAGUUGGACAAGGUACAUACCAUUCACUUCUGGAUACCCAGACUAUGUAGGAUUUGUUGACACAGAUCCAGACUAUGUAGAACUAGUUUACACAGAUAUCCAGACAGUAGGACUUGUUGACAUAGAUAUCCAGACAGUGUAAGACUUGUUGACACAGAUAUCCUGACAGUGUAGGACUUGUUGACACAGAUAUCCUGACAAUGUAGGACUUGUUGACACAGAUAUCCAAACAGUGUAAGACUUGUUGACACAGAUAUCCAGACAGUGUAGGAUUUGUUGACACAGAUAUCCAGACUGUGGUAGAACUUGUUGACACAGAUAUCCAGACUAUGUAGGACUUGUUGACAUAGAUAUCCUGACAGUGUAGGAUUUGUUGACACAGAUAUCCUGACUGUGUAGAACUUGUUGACACAGAUAUCCGGACAGUGGUAGGUGUUACUGUAGGGUAUUCCCUUUGUCUCUAUAACUGGAUGACACUUGUGUUUCGUUAUCUUAAGGACAAUGUACAGUCAAUCUGUGAUUCUUAUUUAGUGGUUAUCAUUACUAAGAUAUAAAGUACUAAAACAAUGAUAUGGCAUCUAUUGUGCAUGUAUGCAAAAAUAAAUUUUUCCCCUCAGAAUACUCAUUCUUGGAGCUUGGAGCACAUCUUGCUUUAAACACUUUUUGCCUGAUUGCCAUGGUUUGGUAUGCUGAAAUGCAAUAUAUUUUCCCCCAAUUUAUAAAUGUAAUACUUGACCUUUGAAAUAUUUUCCAUUACAAAUAUACUGCUGUUACAACACCCUCAGUUGUCUUCCUUGAGUAGUGUUACUAGGUUAUAUUAAUGUCAGUUGUUGGACUAUUGUCUUCUGACAUGAAAUUUUAUUCUAGUAAAUGUGCGUAGAUGAAGCCAGGAUUUACCCCUAAACAAUAUUUCAUAGUCUUCUUGUACAUAAUGUAACAUUAAGAUUUCAUGUGCAAUAUUAGCUUUGCUUGGAUGUUGGAAAUUGAAGACAACUCCACCUUUAUUACGGGAAAUGUUGUGAGAAAAGAAGUGUGUGAUAGUUUUUGUCAUUAUUGUGUAAGAAUUCUUGUCAUUUUUAUGCCUCUGAGAUAGGGGGUUGGGCAGAUUGUUUUGUUUUUUCGUUGUUUUUUUUUGUUUUUUGUUUUUUUUUGGGGGGGGGGGGUGUUCCUUUGUCAAUCUUCAGCUCAAACCUUGAUCGUAAUGUUUGAGACAUAGAAAACUUGAGACUUCAUGUAUUAAAAGACCAAGUUAAUGCUGCUUGACUGAUAGAGAUCAAGGUCAUAUCCCAAGGUCAGAUGUGAAAGAAUUGAACAUAGCCAUUAUCUGGGGCAUAGCUGUCUGUUUCCCCUUGGUGUUUUUUGUCCAUAUUCACAUUAAAAAAAAACCUCAAAGGUGACACAGUACAAAGAAUAUGUAUACAUCUUUUUAUGACUUUAAACAUAGGAUUGUCUUCAGAAACAAUGUGAUAAUUUUCCUGUAUGUGGUGAAGAAAAUGCCCAUAUUUUGUGCCAGCAUUAAUCAAUGUCUGACAUUGCCAAAAAGUUUAUUCAUGUUUUUUAAAGUAUUUUAAACUGGAGUCGCCUUUUUCUUAUAAACAUCUUAGUUUUGUUCUUGCAUUUUAAAACCAGAUGUGCAGAAUUGUUUUCUUUUCUUAAAUUCCUACCAGAUUGUUUGGUAGAUAACUUUUCAAUGUCGACCUAGGACAGGGAUGCUGUAGACUCUACCUCAGAGAUGUGCUGUCUUUAUAGGUUGCGUUGUAUAUUUAUACUGCUUUCAGUAUUGUCAUUCACCUUCUAUUUUACAGAUAUUUAUUGAAAAUAAUGCGAUAGUAUUCAGUAUGCCCUACAGCCGUAUAUUGAUAAUUAUAAUUGCAGUAAUUGCUCAUUCUGUAUGUCCAUUCGUACCACGAUAAUAUUUCUUGUGUAAUUUAGAUUGAUUUCAGAAACAAGUUAUUUUCAGCAAACAGUUGUAUCAGCUUCAGAUAAUUUGUAUCUAUAAGAGAACACUCAGAUAUAAAUGAUGAAAAUUGUAUUUAUUUGCAAUCAGUACCAAUAUGCAAUUUCAGAUUGUGUCUUUAUCUGCAAAUAACAUAAAAAAUGAACGAGAUUUUUUUUUCUUUAGCUCUUUAUCCAAGUUAUUCCCCUUGACUUCUUUUGAUUUGUAUAUUCAUAGAUACAUGUAAAUCAGGAUAUGACUGUAUCAAUCAUCCCAUAGUCGAAAAGAAUAAUCAUAUAACCAUUAAUACUUAUAUAAUUCAGUAAUUGUGUGUAUUUGAUGCAAGAGUUGUCCUAGUUUGGUGGGAGGGGGUGUAAUUACUUGGUCGGUUUCAAAAUAAUUUUUUUUUAAUUUAAAAAUUAGAUAUAAUUAAUGACACUGCAUAUUAACUUGGUUUUUUUUUUUAAGUCCAUACCUUUCUUUUGUAAGGUAAAGACAUUUGAUUAUUAAAAGUGGAUUUUAAUGCAGUUCUUGAACUCUUAAUUUAUUUUUAGAUGAAAGGGAACAUAACUUAUUGUAGAUGGCAUUCAUUGUCCAAUGGUGCUGUCUUAUAGAAGAGUGUUAGAAACAAGCAUGACAAAGAUCAAAAUUGAUUAGUAUUAGGAUUUUUACCUCCUGCACCCACCACUCUUUAUUGUGUACACAAUGCAUACACUUUCAAUGACACGCUGAGAAUGUGUUAUUUAAGUGCUUACACUUGUUUCACUAAUCUACAGGUGUAUUUAUGUGGGGCUUUUUUUUUGCUUGUUAGACGAAGCAGGACGUGAUGACAUCAGAAUAGCUUUUUCUCUUGUUGUAUGCAAUAAACUUGGCUUUAUUUUCAA